AUGGCCCCGUCGCCCCUAGCCAUGGCCCCUCGCGACCUGCCGCCCCUAACCGCGGCCCCGGUGCCCUGUUGCGCCAUGGUGGGUGAGGGGGUGGCAAGAGGGGGUUCCUCCUGCCCGCGUGCCCUACACAGUAGUGGGGAGGGUAUGGGGGUGGCGGGUGUGGCCAACCUGCUGUCGCCCGAGCGGCUCCUGCACCGCCCCUUCUCCUACCUCCCCCCUGCUGCGGGUGCAGCAGUGGGGGGGGAGGGGAUCUGCGGCACCAGCCCCCCCCGCCCCCCCCCUUUCUCCUCCAACCCUGCUGCAGGUGCAGCAGUGGGGGGGAGGGGAUCUGCAGCAGCAGUGGGGGGAGGGGAUUUGCAGCAUCAGCCCCCCCCCCCCCCCCCCCCCCCCCGCCCUUUUCUCCUCUCUCUCUCCCUGCCGCACCCUGAGUUGGGAGGCGGGGGGGAGCUUGGAGGUUCAGAGGGAGGCAGGAGGGGAUCUGCAGCACCAGCCCCCCCCCGCCCCCCCCCUUUCUCCUCCAACCCUGCUGCAGGUGCAGCAGUGGGGGGGAGGGGAUCUGCAGCAGCAGUGGGGGGAGGGGAUUUGCAGCAUCAGCCCCCCCCCCCCCCCCCCCCCCCCCGCCCUUUUCUCCUCUCUCUCUCCCUGCCGCACCCUGAGUUGGGAGGCGGGGGGGAGCUUGGAGGUUCAGAGGGAGGCAGGAGGGGAUCUGCAGCACCAGCCCCGCCCCGCCCCCCCCCUUUCUCCUCCACCCCUGCUGCGGGUGCAGCAGUGGGGGGAGGGGAUCUGCAGCAGCAGUGGGGGGAGGAGAUUUGCAGCAUCAGCACCCCCCCCCCCCCCCCCCCCCCGCCCCCCCCUUUUUUCUCCUCCACCCCUGCUGCGGGUGCAGCAGUGGGGGGAGGGGAUUUGCAGCAUCAGCCCCCCCCCCCCCCCCCCCUCCCCGCCCUUUUCUCCUCUCUCUCUCCCUGCCGCACCCUGUGUUGGGAGGGGGGGGGAGCUUGGAGCAGUGGGGGGAGGGGAUCUGCAGCAGCAGUGGGGGGAGGGGAUUUGCAGCAUCAGCCCCCCCCCCCCCCCCCCCCCCCCCCCCGCCCUUUUCUCCUCUCUCUCUCCCUGCCGCACCCUGAGUUGGGAGGCGGGGGGGAGCUUGGAGGUUCAGAGGGAGGCAGGAGGGGAUCUGCAGCACCAGCCCCCCCCCGCCCCCCCCCUUUCUCCUCCACCACUGCUGCGGGUGCAGCAGUGGGGGGAGGGGAUCUGCAGCAGCAGUGGGGGGAGGGGAUUUGCAGCAUCAGCACCCCCCCCCCCCCCCCCCCCCCCCGCCCCCCCCUUUUUUCUCCUCCACCCCUGCUGCGGGGGGGGGGAGCUUGGAGGUUCAGAGGGAGGCAGGAGGGGAUAUGCAGCACCAGCCCCCCCCGCCCCCCCCCUUUUCUCCUCCACCCCUGCUGA
This is a messenger RNA of Closterium sp. Naga37s-1, 1440 nucleotides long. Lineage: Eukaryota; Viridiplantae; Streptophyta; Zygnematophyceae; Desmidiales; Closteriaceae. The record is from the annotation of a GenBank genome assembly.